CGUGCUCAGCAUUGUGCUCCGCAAUGCCCCUUUUGGCCGCUCUCCUCCUGGGUUGAGACUCCGGAUCCUCAAACAGAGCAAAGAGCGUAUCCGAAAAACAUGGGAAAAUAGCGAAGGAUGAAACAAAACGACGCCAAAUCGAUUCUGAUAAAACAAAGGGAAAGUUAACGAGGUUAAGAGUGUGUCGUUAUGCCCCAGAAACCUUUAGGAGUGAGAGGAGAAUGUACACUAAUUGUACUCUAAUUCUCUCGUUAAUUAGCCACACCAGGGGGAGAAAACACAGCACCUUCAUUCAAGGAGCUGUAGGCAGAAUGCGCUGCUGAUUCCCUUUGCUCUUAUGUUCCUUAUUGCAUAGAAUGAAUCCAAAACACCAUUUGCCUUGCUGCAAAGCCUCUAUAAGGAGUUUAUCCUGCUGGAUUUGCUCUGGUUUCUUCCUAUGAUCCCAUACAGCUGCUUGCUUUGCUAAAAACAAAGGCCUGGACACAACAGCUAAGCCACGAUAUCAGUGCCAGCAGUAAACGAUAUCAGUGCCAGCAGUAAACUUGCUAACAUUUAACCUUUGGGUGAGGAAAACCCUUUGAGAUGAAGUCUGAGAGUGAUUCAGCUCCUUCUGAUCUUUCUCAUCAACAGGCUGACCGUUAACAGUAGUUCCUCAUUGGCAUCCAUCAACAGUGUUGGAAUAUGAAGCACGUCACCAGCUCUGGUGACCUUCACCCUUCCCACAUGCUUUGAAUGAAUGCUGCCUGCAGCAGCUCUCCCUGCCCUGGGCUUCAGUUUAUGUCCCCUGUGCUCCAUCUUCAGCUUUAGGGUCACCACCUUCAAUGCCACCACCUCUGCAGUGAGGCCAUAGCCAGGCUUUGCUGUCUGCUCUCUGUGCUGUGAUUUUCUCCACCUUUGGUUCUCUUUAGGGCUCAGCUCCCCCGGCACCCCAUUAAAAGGGCUGUGUUACCCCUCUCCCCCUCCAGAAAUCUUCCCAAGGGCCUUGGAGCUCCUGCUGAUGGGAGCAGGAAGAAAAGGGGAGAAAGAGAGUGGGGGUCUCUGGCUCCUGUCUGGGGCAACCUGGGGCUGGUGAGGAUUUAGAGCAAGAGCACAGACAGUGCAUCACAUCAUGGGGAAGUCAGCUCACCCUGGUGCAGGUGUUUCCAAUGCAAGGGCAGGGCAGCCCGGAAUUUCCAUCCAUUGAUGCAUUUAAUCUCUUUUCCCCAGGGUGAAGUGAUGCUCGGCUCUUCCAGCACAGUGGCUGCAGCUUUGAUUCCACCCCGGGGCAGACACACACGCAACGAUGAGGGGCAGGGCCUGGCAUUGCCUGGCAGGCUGAGUGAGUGGGGAAUCCAGCCCUUUUUGUGGAGUAAGGACGAUGUCAUCCACUGGCUUAGAUGGGCAGAGAGAGAAUAUUCCCUUCAGCAAACGGAUGAAAGCAAGUUUGAAAUGAAUGGCAAAGCCCUUUGCAUCCUCACCAAGGACGACUUCAGGUUCCGUGCUCCUGGCUCAGGUGAUGUGUUGUAUGAAUUACUCCGGUACAUUAAGACGCAAAGAAGAGCUCUGAUGUGCAGCCCUUUGCUGAAUUCACCCUUCCAAGAGGCCAAGGGCACAGGGGAAGGGCUCUGGAAGAUGUCCUGGGACCCACCUGAGUGCAGCAUGAGGUUUUCCCUUUUAGGGAUGGACAGAGAUUCAGAGGCUGCACCAGAUGCUCCCUCACCCUGCCUGAAGCACACUGAGCCAUCCCCAUCCCGCAGCCUCCACGAGCCCCUGAACCUCUCCCACCCCAGCACUGAGGGCAGCUGCAGGACAGGAUCCAUCUAUUCUUUUCCUACAGCCCCAUUGGCAGCAGUGGAUGGGAAAAUCACAGACUGCAGGCUGCUGUGGGAUUACAUCUACCAGCUCCUGUCCGACAGCCGCUAUGAGCCCUACAUCAAGUGGGAGGACAAGGAGGCCAAGCUAUUCCGCAUCGUUAACCCCCAUGGACUCGCCCAGCUCUGGGGGAACCACAAGAACCGGAUGAACAUGACAUAUCAGAAGAUGUCCCGAGCACUCAGACAUUACUACAAGCUUAACAUCAUCAAAAGGGAGCCGGGACAGAAGCUGCUGUUCAGAUUUCUGAAGACACCCGGGGAGAUCAUCCAGGAGAAAUCCAGCAGGUUGGAGCAGCUGGAGAACGAAGAGCAUGAGGAGCUCAAAGAAGAGCUGCUGGAGGUUUCAGUACAGGACACCAUGGAAGGCUGCAUGUGCAGUGCUGUGCAUGGGGACUUGUGCUCUGCUGGGAAGUGCCAGCACCUCCUGCUCCCUGCACAGAAGGCAGCAGAGGGGGUCCUGGAUUCCAAAAGCUGCCUUGAGCCAAAGCUGUGAUGCCUGAGCUGGCAAAGACUGCUUGGUUGUCACAGUGAGAUGAGCACAACACACACCGGGUCAUGAGUUCAUUGAUGCUGCCCUGAUCCGAGAUGGGACUCACCCUGCAGAUGUGCCGUGCACUGUGAUCUGUCUCCUGUGGAGCUGUGAUUAAGGGUGGGAAUGUGCUGAAGGAUCAGUCUGGAUUCUGGCUGAAGCUUCAGGCUGUGCAGAUGUGUCCCACUGGGUCUUGUUUUAAUUCCUUUUAAUGAUUCUUUGUGUAACCAUAUGGCUAAAUGAUGUGACAAGAAACAGGCCAGUAGUGAAUGUGCCUUUCUCCUGAUUGCUCUCCUUAAAGUGACACCCCAUCCACUUUCUUGCCAUAGAAGCAGCCUUGGUGACUCCUGAGCAGCCCAUGGCUCCCCAUCUGGCUUUGUUGGAGCUGGUGGUGACCCCAGCUCACAUGAGCAGUGUACGUGUGGCCACCUUCCAUCUGUUCCUCUAACUAUGACUAAGGAUCCCGUUGGACUUGGACGGGGAUUUCCUCCUGAGCUUGGGGAGCUGCCAGAUGCACUCAGCCCUCCUUGAGCUCCGGAGCGAUCUUGGAAAGCGAAAAAGCAAAGGGCACUUUUGCAAGGAUAGGCCAUGCAAUGAUAAAUCCUUCCCAGCUCCCAGGAUGAGCUUGUGUCUGUCUGUCUGUCCCAGGGCAAUGCAGCCACUGCUCUUCCCACAGUGUGUGGAGGUGAGACAGCCAUAAACACGCUGCUUUCCUGGAACACGACCCAUCCCUUUCAGUAAACAGCCCAAUAAAUGCCAUCUGCGCUGGG
Coturnix japonica (Japanese quail) is the source of this 3152-nucleotide messenger RNA. NCBI's taxonomy places the organism in Eukaryota, Metazoa, Chordata, Aves, Galliformes, Phasianidae. The record is from RefSeq and is a predicted model, not a curated record.